This is a messenger RNA of Coniosporium apollinis CBS 100218, 456 nucleotides long. RefSeq names its product 40S ribosomal protein S14. The transcript is spliced from 6 exons. The record is from RefSeq and is a predicted model, not a curated record. The coding region runs from base 1 to 456 and encodes 151 amino acids. NCBI's taxonomy places the organism in Eukaryota, Fungi, Ascomycota, Dothideomycetes. Gene Ontology annotation, molecular function: small ribosomal subunit rRNA binding; mRNA 5'-UTR binding; structural constituent of ribosome. Gene Ontology annotation, biological process: translation; maturation of SSU-rRNA from tricistronic rRNA transcript (SSU-rRNA, 5.8S rRNA, LSU-rRNA); ribosomal small subunit assembly. Gene Ontology annotation, cellular component: ribosome; cytosolic small ribosomal subunit.
AUGCCUCCUAAGAAGAAGGUCGAGCGCGGCGCGCAAGAGAACGUCCAGCUGGGCCCCCAAGUCCGCGAGGGCGAGCUCGUCUUCGGUGUUGCUCGCAUCUUUGCAUCCUUCAACGAUACCUUCGUCCAUGUCACCGAUCUCUCAGGCCGUGAAACCAUCAGCCGAGUCACUGGUGGAAUGAAGGUCAAGGCCGACAGGGACGAGUCAAGCCCUUACGCUGCUAUGUUGGCUGCACAGGACGUCGCGGCCCGCUGCAAGGAACUGGGCAUUACUGCUCUUCAUGUCAAGAUCCGGGCCACCGGUGGUAACGGCACCAAGACUCCCGGACCGGGUGCUCAAUCCGCCCUCCGCGCUCUGGCCCGUGCUGGCAUGAAGAUCGGCCGUAUCGAGGAUGUCACACCCACCCCAUCCGACUCUACGCGCAGGAAGGGUGGUCGCCGUGGUCGUCGUCUAUAG